Messenger RNA from Rhinolophus ferrumequinum (greater horseshoe bat), 3167 nucleotides. RefSeq names its product L3MBTL histone methyl-lysine binding protein 4 (gene L3MBTL4). Gene Ontology annotation, cellular component: nucleus. Gene Ontology annotation, biological process: regulation of DNA-templated transcription. NCBI's taxonomy places the organism in Eukaryota, Metazoa, Chordata, Mammalia, Chiroptera, Rhinolophidae. The coding region runs from base 107 to 1945 and encodes 612 amino acids. The record is from RefSeq and is a predicted model, not a curated record. Gene Ontology annotation, molecular function: protein binding; zinc ion binding. The transcript is spliced from 18 exons.
UGCUGUGCUAUGCCUUAUGUGAUUAAGACCUCUUACCAAGAAUACCUUGGCUUUGGCACUUCUGGAGAGUCAGAUCAUAAAGACACUGAGGAGUGCUAAAGUGGCAAUGAAACAGCCCAACAGGAAGAGGAAGCUUAGUAUGGAUUCCAAAGAGCAUUUGAAUCAGGAUGGAUGCUUGGAGCAAGCUGAAGAAGAAAAGAGGAAUGGUGCAGAUCCUUUGAGUCACGUCCCUUCAGCGGCUGCACAGGACACGUGGUCUUGGGAGCAGUACUUGAAAGAACAGAAGGCUAUAGCUGCACCCGUUGAACUGUUUUCCAAGGAACAAUCCUUUCCGGAGCACGAAAAUGGUUUUCAGGUUGGAAUGAGAUUAGAAGGCAUUGACCCCCGACAUCCAUCUGUAUUUUGUGUGCUUUCUGUAGCUGAGGUGUGUGGUUACCGUCUAAGACUUCAUUUUGAUGGUUAUUUAAGCUGCUACGAUUUUUGGACCAAUGCUGGUUCCCCUGACAUUCAUCCAGUAGGAUGGUGUGAAAAGACCAAACAUGAGUUGCACAGCCCUAAGGGUUAUAGAAAAGAUAAAUUUGUUUGGAUGGAUUACUUGAAGGCCUGCAAAUUGCAAAAUGCUCCCAAGAAAUUAUUCAGAAACAGAAGUUCUAAUGGGCCAAUACCGAAAGAAUUUCAGAUUGGAAUGAAGCUGGAGGCCGUGGACAGGAAGAACCCUUCCUUGGUGUGUGUGGCAACCCUCGCAGACAUUGUUGAAGAUCGCUUACUAGUGCAUUUUGACAAUUGGGAUGAUAGUUACGAUUACUGGUGUGAUGUAAAUAGUCCUUAUGUCCAGCCAGUUGGUUGGUGUCAAGAGAAUGGAAGAACUCUGAUAGCACCCCAAGGUUAUCCUGAUCCAGAAAAUUUUUCCUGGACAGAAUAUCUGGAAGCUACUCAUACUAGUGCGGUUCCUGCCAAAGUUUUUAAAAUGCGGUUGCCUCAUGGUUUUCUGCCGAAUAUGAAACUUGAAGUUGUGGAUAAACGAAAUCCUAGGUUAAUUCGUGUUGCUACGAUAAUAGAUGUUGAUGACCAAAGAAUAAAGGUUCAUUUUGAUGGCUGGGAACACAAAUAUGAUUAUUGGAUGGAUGUAGACAGCCCUGACAUUCACCCAAUUGGAUGGUGUGAUGUAACAGGGCACCCACUGGAAAUGCCAUAUGGAGCAAAUGAUGUGAAAAUCCUUCCAGGUCAAGCUGUUUGUCCUACUCCAGGGUGCCGAGGAAUAGGCCAUAUCCGUGGUCCGCGGUAUUCAGGACAUCACAGUGCCUUUGGCUGCCCGUAUUCGGACAUGAACUUGAAAAAGGAGGCAACACUCCAGGAUCGUCUGAGAGAACAAACACAGGCAAAUUUGGAAUUAGACUCUUCACAUUCAAAAUUGAAAAACCUCUGUAGUUUCAACUUCAGUGGAAAACAUGAAAAGGCGAACAGUCAGCCCAGACUGGUACAGCAGGCAAAGUGUUUGAAAAUCAAAGGAAAAGAAGAUAUUGACUUGGAUAAUCUCUUCAGAGAAUACUCUGCUGAGCAGACACAGCAGGCGCUGCACCAGUCGGUCUUCAUGUCAUCCUUGUCGACCCACCCUUUCCGGGACCUUCCCCUCGGCAGGGAGCAACACUGCAAGCUGCUUCCCGGUGUGGCUGACAUCCAGGCAGGCAAGGUGGCCCGAUGGACGGUGGAUGAGGUGGCUGAGUUUGUACAGUCUCUGCUGGGCUGUGAAGAGCAUGCCAAGUGCUUCAAGAAAGAGCAGAUUGAUGGCAAAGCCUUCCUGCUUCUGACACAGACAGACAUCGUCAAGGUGAUGAAGAUCAAACUGGGCCCAGCACUGAAGAUUUAUAAUUCUAUCCUCAUGUUCAGGAAUUCCCAGGACCUCACCGAAGAAGUUACUGUCUCAGGCCAACAAGUCAGGGGCUAAACACACCACCUGAACUGCUGCUGCACCGGGACCUUGUUCUUUCAGCAAUAAAGUUGGCCCACAUUAAUUUGAUUUUACUGUCCCCGUGGUCAUAUCCAUAUUUAAUCUGAACCUUUUAAAUGUUUGUGGUUUAUAUGUUUAGAGGAUUCUGAUGACUGGUCCUGUGCCAACGAUGCAGUGGGCCAGGCACGUGUAUGGUUUGUGAAUAUGUUUAUCUUCAGUGGGGUCCUUUCAGCUCUGAUAUGUUGCCACAAACAGACCAAAGAAGCCUACACAAACACCUUUAUUCUUCUCCUUCACCGUGAAAGAAGCCAUUUCCCAUUUUGAAAGCAUAACACUCUCAAAUGGCAAAAUGUUAGAAAAACAGAAUUCAUAAAUACAUUGUUAAUGUUUUCAUCAGAACACCUGAGCUUGUCUCAGAUUUGCCAUCUGGGUGCAGUGAGUCUAAGAGACAGAGGCCCAGUGCUUUAAAAAGAUACCACAUGAGAUUUUUGUGUACUUUACUCAGGAAAGUGUAAAACUUUAAAAAAUAAUAAUAAGCACAUAUUUUCAUGAUUCAUUACUUCUCCUUUUUACUCCAUUAACCAUUUUGGGUUGUUCUCCCAAGAUCUCCCAAGUGUGCCCAGGGUUAGCAGAACAGUCAGCCUGGGCAUUUAGCAGAAGCUGGUGAGACCUUCCUGAGAACCCUCCACCAGCAGUGCCCUACAGGCUGUCUGCAGGACUGCAGGGAGACCUCGUCUUGACACUGGCAUUGGUUAGUGGGCUAGAUGCCACCUGCACCAGAAUCUUCCCGGCUUCCACUCUGAGGGGUCUCAGCAGAACUGAUUUGUCCUGCGGUCUGCCUGAGUGUGUGUAAUAAGGAGUUGUGGUGCAUCUGGGCUUUGUGUACAUCUUUACAGAGGCACACCAUUAAAAGGGAAGAUCUCUAACCUAGGGAACUUGGUAUCUAUGAUUUGUUGAAACAAUUCUGAUCUGUUAUCAAGCCUUGUCUUAUAUAAGUGACUGUAUCUAAUACUUAAGUUAUGUGCAGUCAGUCCCACAGUUUUAAAGACAAGUACCUGUUUUCUGACAUACACCUACAGUAAGAGCUACAAAUGCCCCCAUAGAAGUGGAGCUCCGUUGAUGUUUUAGUGGGGCGAGGAAAGAAAUAGAUAAAAGAGACUCAGGCCUGACCAUACGCAUUUGCUUUAUUAAGAAUCUAUGGUUCAAGAAAAUUGAUUCU